This is a messenger RNA of Ornithodoros turicata, 5067 nucleotides long. RefSeq names its product protein mothers against dpp-like (gene Mad). The coding region runs from base 236 to 1708 and encodes 490 amino acids. Gene Ontology annotation, molecular function: RNA polymerase II cis-regulatory region sequence-specific DNA binding; I-SMAD binding; DNA-binding transcription factor activity, RNA polymerase II-specific. The transcript is spliced from 8 exons. Gene Ontology annotation, cellular component: heteromeric SMAD protein complex. Lineage: Eukaryota; Metazoa; Arthropoda; Arachnida; Ixodida; Argasidae. The record is from RefSeq and is a predicted model, not a curated record. Gene Ontology annotation, biological process: anatomical structure morphogenesis; regulation of transcription by RNA polymerase II; cell differentiation.
ACCCCACGCGGGCAGCUCAUGACUGUGAUCCAGGAAACAUAAAAACGAGGUGUUAUUGAUUGCGCACGAUGGGCAUGACUCACUGCUUAAUGUGCGGGAAGUACUGUGUUUCGCCCUGGGAAUUUCACGAGUGGGUGUCUCAGCUGAGAACAACCGACGGAGUACGCUUUCGUCAUCGUUUCGCUUCAGUGAAAGUUCACAAUCACAAAUACGUGACAUACUCUCCUCGUUUCCGAUGAGCAUGGUAAACGGCGGGUAUGGAAGUGGCAAUGGGAAUGGUGGGGGCAGUGGAGGCGCGUUUGAAAAACUGGAAGACGCCAUGUCGACGUUGAACAGCCUCUUCUCCUUCACGAGCCCUGCGGUCAAGAAAUUGCUCGGCUGGAAGCAAGGGGAUGAAGAAGAGAAGUGGGCCGAGAAAGCAGUGGACUCGCUGGUGAAGAAGCUGAAGAAACGCAAAGGAGCUGUGGAAGACCUCGAAAGGGCACUGUCUUCCCCGGGACAGCCUUCCAAGUGCGUCACGAUACCGCGCUCCCUGGACGGACGACUCCAGGUAUCUCAUCGCAAGGGCCUCCCUCACGUCAUUUACUGUCGGGUAUGGAGGUGGCCAGAUCUCCAGAGCCACCACGAGCUGAAACCGCUGGAAUGCUGCGAAUAUCCAUUUUCUGCAAAGCAGAAAGAAGUGUGCAUCAACCCCUACCAUUACAAACGGGUUGAAAGCCCAGUACUACCUCCGGUACUGGUGCCCCGGCACAGCGAGUACCCACCGGGAGGCCAUCCCAUGAUACCCCCUCCGCCGUUCCAGCAGAUUUCGGAGCCCUCUAUGCCUCACAAUGUGAGCUUCUCGCCACAGGGGUUCACAAGCCCUCCAGCUGGAUCGGGAACAGGGGGUGGACCCCCAUCUGUCGGGGGCCAGACAGGUGGAGGUGGUGUGCCUUCACCAGGCCCCAGUCUCAGUAGCUCAGCACCCAACAGUCCCUUUGGGUUACCUGCCGAGACCCCACCGCCAGCGUACAGUCCGCAUGAUGACAGUCAGUCUGCAACAGAGGGACAGGACCAGACAAUGGACACGUCCAACCUUCCCUUAGAUGUCUCCCCGGUGACAUACCAGGAACCCCAGUACUGGUGUACCAUAGCGUACUACGAGCUCAACUCGCGAGUGGGUGAAAUAUUCCACGCCCAGAGCCACAGCAUUGUCAUCGAUGGUUUCACAGACCCGUCAAACAACAGCAAUCGUUUUUGCCUGGGCUUGUUGUCCAACGUGAACCGAAACUCUACCAUUGAGAACACACGGAGACACAUCGGGAAGGGAGUUCAUCUGUACUACGUAGGUGGUGAGGUGUACGCCGAGUGCCUCAGCGACAGUGCCAUCUUCGUGCAGAGUAGGAACUGCAACCACUCGCACCAAUUUCACCCGACUACUGUGUGUAAAAUUCCGCCUGGAUGCAGCUUGAAAAUAUUCAAUAACCAGGAAUUUGCGCAACUGCUGACGCAGGCAGUGAACCACGGGUUUGAAGCCGUCUACGAGCUCACGAAGAUGUGCACCAUUCGCAUGAGUUUUGUGAAGGGUUGGGGCGCGGAGUACCACCGGCAAGACGUCACCUCGACACCGUGUUGGAUCGAGGUGCACCUCUCCGGUCCCUUGCAGUGGUUGGACAAAGUGCUCACCCAAAUGGGGUCACCGCAUAACCCAAUUUCAUCGGUCUCGUGACCUCUCUCCCUUUGGACACCCGGUUGGUGGGGGGGCACAGUCGUAGCUGCCGCAGGCCUGCAAAAAAACUGUCUUCCUUCGAGACACUGCCCAGGCACAUUUUGUAAGUCUCAUCGCACCUCAUGGGGGUGGGGGGGUGGCUCCGCGACAUUACACACUGGACCCUCGAGGAAGCCGACACGUGAAGAACCGCCACCCUUGAAAUGUAGAACACUCGCCCUUCUGUGUCUACAAAUUUCGUGUCACUACGAUGCCAUGCGCUAUAAUGCUCUGCGUUUCUCAAAUGUCAGCUUGUGACGGAAUGGCUCAAGACUGUGGCGUUUGUUUAAAGAACUGUGUUUUAGUAAGGGAUGGUUGGGUUAUAGAUGGCCAGCUGGAGCGUCAGACAUGAUGCUGUCAACGUCUUCGAGACAAGUAAUGGCGGAGCGAAUUCAAGAGUUCUGCGGUCCAAGCAUAGGUGGGUCUAUGGCUUGAAGUGCACACGGUAAGCCUCAAGUUCGAGGCAGAGACUUUGCCACAAUCUACCGAUACCGUGUGCAUGGUAAAACCUUGUGUUUUGACUUGUGAAUUCAACCUGUGAACCAAAUUUUUUAUUUUUUUUUGUCUUGUUUGAAAAUCGAAGUCUUGUGUACUCUUACUCCAUGGUGGGGCAGUAGGUCUGUAGUGUUUUCGCGAUUGUACGUGUUUCUCGGAUGUCUCGUAUUUGCUGAAGUUGCUGUGGUUGGUGCAUGAUGACAAACUCAGCGUGAGUUAUAUUAUUUGGUUUGCUGUUUACGUGAUUACAUCACAUAACAGGUACACACGAUAAAAAAUGUAGUUUGGUAUUGAGGUUUGUGAUUUCAAAGUUGAAAACAUCGUGAUAUACUUCUAUGUGAGUUUGUAGGAUAAAAUUAAUGUAAUUUGUGGACAUUCUUUGGCCUGGUACGUCACAGAAGAGAGAGAAAAAAAGGGGGCGUGGUUAAAGAAAUGUGCAAUGUAGUUUCCCUAAUUUCAUGGGUAAGCAGGCAGAUAGGGGCAAUAUUUAGGGUGAUUGUUGAGGAGCUCAAGGCAUGCUCAUGAUAUAUGUGGAGCUUGCUUCACAGAAGUAAAUGUUCAUCUAAUGGAAUCAAAUCUAAUGGAAUCAUGCUGUGUAGUAGUGAGAUGUGUGUGACGUGUGCUUAUGUUGUAUACCUUAAGGUCCAGCUGCAACAUGCUGUGGUGUUCACAUAAAAAGGAGUCUGACCAUGAAGUAGAGCAAGUUGUAAAGUGCAUGGUGCCUGCCUGUCCUCUCUCCUGUUAACCCUUAACCCUACAAAACACUUAGAUGGAAAGCAAAGCAUUUUCUCCCCCGACUCUUCGACUGACACCUGUGUGCAAUUAUUUGUUUUUGAUUCGUACUACACUGGAACCCCGAGGUGUGGGCAGUGCACCAAGCAGUGGCAGUGCUUCAGAUCAAGGCUCCUCCACUGGUUAGACUCCAGUUCCUGUUCAGGUCGUACCAUUUUUAAUAGCGCUAAUGGAGUUGCAUAGCUUUCUUUGUGGUGGCCUUUGCAUGCUUAGGUAUCCUUCCUGCUUUUCAUAUACUCUAUUGUACAGGGCAUCAUCCAGUUCAUUCUACAUCCCUUCACAUAGCCCCUUCCCACCCCCUUCUUUCAUAUUUCCUGUGAACAAAGCCAGUUCAUGGAUAUGGUGGAGUAGUAUGCAGCAUGCAGAGUGUUUGUAUUCUGAAACCCUAUAUCCGUCGUACGUUUCUGUGUUUGCAUUUAGAGACAGACCAUUUGCAUAGAGAAGUGGAAAAAAAAAAAAAAAUUGUGUCCAACACAGUCAGACAUGACAUCACCCAUUAUUCGUGGUUUUUAUUUAAGUACCGUCAUUGUAGAGAUGCAUUGUCAGCCUCACGUUUUACCACACCCUUAACCAAUGCAAUAACGUGUAAAAGCAUUGUUACGCAUUGCUUUGUGUACCUUUUUUGCUCGUAUACUUCAGAUUUACCGUGCAAAUUUUAAUGAGGUAUGCCAGAAGAGAGGAUAUAUUUUACCUACGUUCUUGUUCAAUAUGCAGGCUGAGCUUCUUUGCAGAUUUAUUCGCAAGUGUGUAUCAUGCAGGUGUUGCUGCAACGUGCCUUUAUUUCUUACGCUUGCUAUAAUACUUAAGUCAGCAUGCCCGGGACAGUAUUCUUGUCAAAAGACUGCCUUUUCAUAACGUCUUUGCCGUGUGCACAGUGUUGCCACACCUGCGCGGCUUUCGACGACCGUUAUAUUUGUUGUGCCCUAGAAGAGGGUCUUUUGACGGCAGUACUUGUUCGGCUGCUUCGAGGAAGAACGCAGACGCAAAGUGCAUUUUGAUACGACACAAAUUUUUUGUAGCAGAAGAAAUAUUUUUUGAAGUCUCAUGGUGCUAAAAGGUGCUGUGCAAUCCUCGGAAAAUGCAGCGUGUGCCUCUGUCAGAAGCUGAGUUGCCGUGUGCCGCAAAUUUUAUGACGAAGGCAUAUUGAGAUGCUAUGGACUGUUUAGUGGCCUUUUAAAUUCCUGCCAUUUUUUGCAGGUAAUCUGCUAAUUGCUAUGCAUGUCUUAUGUCUGCAGCAUUUAUGGUGCUUCGAUGUUGGGUCCCCAAGUUCAGUCUUGUAGUUUUGAUGUCUGCUUUUUGUAGUGUAGAACUUGUUGCGAAUAUACAAGUGCGCUUUGCAGAGGUAGACAAGAAUCAGUAUUCACACUGUUUGCAGUGUGAGGAUGUACGGUCGGAAGCAGGACGGAUAUGACCUUCUUUCGCCUUUAUUUCACUGUGUUGGAAAAAAAAAAGAGAAAAGAAGUUUAGUAGCACUGCUGUAAGAAACUGUCCCUAGGUGAAUUCAGGGGAAAAAGUGCUUGGGGACUUGUCCAGAAGUUGCAAGAACUUCCAAAGAGCUCUGGCAUUUUUAAUGACUACUAAGCAUCAAAGCAUUACCCCUUCACAUUGCUUCCAACUGUGGGAUUAGAUUAUAGCAGGAGGACAAGCAUUGUGUGUUUGAUAAAGUUUGAAAAAAUGUAUAGUUAACUGAACCACACAGUAGUUGAGUGUCCGGAGUGGUGGUAGUUGUGCGUUGAAACGUGCAUGAGCAGUGAAUAUCUGCAAUGCAUGUAAUGUGGCAAAUUGCAAUUGGAGUCCAUCGAUAUCGACGUUUUCAUGAGGAUAUUGUGUCGCUGCACCACAUUCUAGAGUUUAGUGUCGCUCUGCCUGGCAUUUUUGUAUUGUGCAUGGUGUUUUUGUUCACGCUUAGAAGCUCUGUACAGAUUAUGUUUGAAACAAUCAAAAAAUGAACUUAUCACCAUUAUUGUGCCAUUCUUUUACGUUGGGCUAUACGUGCCACAAAGUUAUCAUUAAACACAUUUGUGAAGAUGUCA